AUGGAGAAAUAUGAAAAUGUACCUCCCCUCCCUAAUGAACCUGCAAGAGAAAUGAAUGUGGAGAACCAUACUUGUCCCCCACCUCUGCCGCCUAACGAACAGCCUCCACCACCUCCCCUGCAAACGUCCAGUGACGCAGAGGUAAUGGACGUUAGCUCUGGUGGUGAUGGACAGUCAGAUACCCCUGCUGGGGACACGCACAGUAUCUGCAGAACACAGCUUCUCACAAAGGGAUCUGCCUGCUACAAAAGUCGUCUUAUAAUAGACCCCAACAGUAGUGACCAAAGCCCGAGAACUGCUCGUCAUGCACUUUCAGUUCGAAAGUUCACCCCAGAUCUUAAGUUACUUAAAGAUGUAAAGAUUAGUGUUAGCUUUACAGAAAGCUGCAAAAGCAAAGAUAGGAAAGUUCUGUACACUGGAGUUGAGCAAGAUUAUAAGGCAGAUACAGAUUUUGGUACUAAUAAUGUCAAUGGGGAUUUGCAUGUUUGUCCUUUUGCUGGCAGUAAUGGUAAAGCUGUAGGAACAGGGGGUGAAAAUGAUGACAAGAAGGAUGAUGAAAAUGAUACUGAUCAGGAAAAGAGAGUGGAAUAUGCAGUUCUGGAUGAAUUAGAAGAUUUUACCGACAAUUUGAUGGAAAUAGAUGAAGAAGGAGGAGGGUUUACAUCUAAAGCAAUUGUUCAGAGAGAUAAAGUGGAUGAAGAAACCUUGAAUUACUCCUAUGAGGAUGAUUUUGAUAAUGAUGUGGAUGCUCUUCUGGAAGAAGGUCUUCGAGCACCCAAAACACGGAGACUAGAAAAUGAGAAAUACGGUGGUGAGAGUGAUCACCAGUCUGAUGGAGAAACAAGCGUGCAGCCAAUGAUGACCAAAAUUAAAACUGUACUUAAAAGUCGUGGCCGCCCUCCUACAGAACCUUUGCCAGAUGGAUGGAUCAUGACAUUCCAUAACUCAGGCAUUCCUGUAUAUCUGCACAGAGAAUCUAGAGUUGUUACCUGGUCUAGACCUUAUUUCUUGGGAACAGGAAGCAUAAGGAAACAUGAUCCUCCCCUUAGUAGCAUUCCCUGCUUGCAUUACAAAAAAAUGAAGGAAAACGAAGAAAGGGAACAAAAUAAUGACAUAACCCCAAAUGGGGAGGUAUCACCUGUAAAGCACAUAGAUAAAUCCUCCGACCUGGACUGCCAAACGGAAGAGCCAGAUUCCACUGCUGCUGAUUCAGGGCCUUUAGAUGACAAAGACCCUGCAGGGGGAGAUGCAGCACAAGGAGCCUUAGGACAAGUUAAGGCCAAAGUUGAAGUAUGUAAAGAUGAAUCUGUAGACCUGGAGGAUUUUAGACGCUACCUUGAAAAGCGUUUUGACUUUGAACAAGUCACUGUCAAGAAGUUCCGGACCUGGGCUGAGAGGCGGCAGUUCAAUCGCGAGAUGAAACGGAAGCAGGCGGAGUCCGAGCGGCCUAUUCUGCCUGCCAACCAGAAACUCAUCACCUUGUCCGUGCAGGACGCACCCACAAAGAAAGAGUUUGUCAUUAAUCCCAAUGGGAAAUCUGAAGUUUGCAUACUGCAUGAAUACAUGCAACGAGUCCUAAAGGUUCGCCCUGUUUACAAUUUCUUUGAAUGUGAGAACCCAAGUGAGCCUUUUGGAGCCUCGGUGAUUAUUGAUGGAGUGACUUAUGGGGCUGGAACUGCCAGCAGCAAAAAACUUGCCAAGAAUAAAGCUGCUCGAGCUACACUGGAAAUCCUUAUUCCUGAUUUUGUUAAACAGACCUCUGAGGAGAAGCCCAAAGACAGUGAAGAACUUGAGUAUUUUAACCAUAUCAGUAUUGAGGACUCACGGGUAUAUGAACUGACCAGUAAAGCUGGACUCUUGUCUCCAUAUCAGAUUCUCCAUGAGUGCCUUAAAAGAAACCAUGGAAUGGGUGACACAUCCAUAAAGUUUGAAGUGAUUCCUGGUAAAAAUCAGAAGAGYGAAUACGUCAUGACUUGUGGCAAGCACACAGUGCGAGGCUGGUGCAAAAAUAAAAGAGUGGGGAAACAAUUAGCUUCACAGAAAAUCCUACAGCUACUGCAUCCACAUGUGAAAAAUUGGGGUUCUCUUUUGCGUAUGUAUGGCAGAGAGAGCAGCAAGAUGGUUAAACAGGAAACGUCUGAUAAAAGUGUGAUAGAACUUCAGCAGUAUGCCAAAAAGAACAAGCCAAAUCUGCACAUUCUGAACAAGCUGCAGGAAGAAAUGAAAAAAUUGGCUCAAGAAAGAGAGGAAACACGAAAGAAGCCCAAAAUGACAAUAGUAGAAUCAGCUCAGCCUGGUAGCGAACCUCUGUGUACUGUUGAUGUGUAAUGAGAAAUCUUACAAGUGGGGAGCAAUAACACAAAUGGAGGAACUAGAUUUUCAACAAUUAUUUAAAAAUCUGUUUGCUGCAGAAUGCAAGAUAACUUAAAAUCCAAGCUGCUUCAGUUAUGCAUUAUUCUUUCUGCAUCAGGGCAAUAUUACAUUUUUCUGUUUUAUUUUCCUUUUUUUCCUUUUUUUUUUUUUCUUUUUAUACCUCUGAUAUGUGUGUUUAAAGGGUUGAUCAUAAAGAUUGCUACUUGGGCAAAUGCA
Messenger RNA from Nothoprocta perdicaria, 2589 nucleotides. It is a transcript of the gene DGCR8, whose product is annotated as DGCR8, microprocessor complex subunit. Bases 1 to 2328 code for a protein of 775 amino acids. Gene Ontology annotation, cellular component: microprocessor complex. Gene Ontology annotation, biological process: primary miRNA processing. The transcript has 13 exons. The record is from RefSeq and is a predicted model, not a curated record. Gene Ontology annotation, molecular function: heme binding; double-stranded RNA binding; identical protein binding. Lineage: Eukaryota; Metazoa; Chordata; Aves; Tinamiformes; Tinamidae.